AGGAAGCACACCAUGGAUUCCAAGAAGCCUAACAAGAUCAGACAAAUUGUUAGGCUUCAACAGAUCUUGAAGAAGUGGAGAAAAUUGGCAACUUCAUCAACACCAACCACCACUAAUGGCAACAGCAGUAAAAGCAUUAAGUUCCUGAAGAGGACGCUCUCUUUAUCAGAUACAACCUCUAGCACUGCCGUCCCAAAGGGCUACCUAGCCAUAUGCGUUGGAGAAGAGCUCAAGAAAUUCGUAAUCCCAACUGAGUAUUUGAGUCACCCAGCAUUUCACUUGCUAUUAAGAGAAGCAGAAGAGGAAUUCGGGUUUCAGCAAACGGGGGUUCUCAGAAUUCCUUGCGAGGUUGCAGUCUUUGAGAGUAUAUUGAAGCUGGUAGAGGAAAAGAAUGUGUAUUUCUUGCAGGAGUGUGCUGGGUUGGGACAUUGCUCUUCCAAAACCCAGCAAACUCCAUCUCAUCAUCCUCAAAGUCCUAUGUGCAGAUAGUUUAUCAAUCCAUUUUUGUUUUCACUUGGCCUCAUUUGUCACUUCAAUUUUUCCCAUUUUUUUUCUGUAGAUGGGGCCAAAGUAGUAGUAAAGUAAUGAAGUUGUUUCAAAUGAAUUUAUCAACUUUAAUAGUCUGUCUGUCUGUCAUUAACCUCCAAUGCAUAUUUUCUUUCGGUUGCUUC
Messenger RNA from Manihot esculenta (cassava), 671 nucleotides. Its product is annotated as auxin-responsive protein SAUR50. Gene Ontology annotation, biological process: response to auxin. NCBI's taxonomy places the organism in Eukaryota, Viridiplantae, Streptophyta, Magnoliopsida, Malpighiales, Euphorbiaceae. The transcript has a single exon. Bases 13 to 489 code for a protein of 158 amino acids. The record is from RefSeq and is a predicted model, not a curated record.